AUGUCCUACGAAAUGUCGACGCAGCAUGGAACGCGUGUAGGAGCAAGACCGUUCAACCACAAUCAGUCCCAAGCCGCCGAACAGGAGUACGACAGACUCCGAAAUCUCGCACGUCAAGAAGCCUCCAAACGCGCCAACUGCUUUCAAAGAUCGCAACAAGCAUAUCAAGACGGUGACGGCGCUGCUGCCCAUGCGCUCUCGCAAGAGGGCAAAGAGCAUGGAGCGAAGAUGGAGAUGUACAACAAGCAGGCGUCGGAGUUCAUUUUCCGAGAAAACAAUGCAGGUGGGAGGGUGCCCGCGGAUACAAUAGAUCUGCACGGGCAGUUUGUCGAGGAGGCCGAGGAUAUUCUUGAAGAACGCAUCAGAUACGCGCAAUCGCACGGCCAGACUCACCUGCAUGUUAUCGUCGGCAAAGGCAACCAUAGCGCGAAUCACGUUCAGAAGAUCAAGCCUCGCGUGGAACAAGUUUGCCAGCAACUCGGCCUGCAGUAUUCUACAGAAGAGAACGAGGGCAGAAUAUAUGUGAAGCUUGACGGCAGCCCCGUUGAGCAACAUGAUAUCAAUGGCUGGGGAGGAUACCAGCACUACCCUGGUCAUCAGCAAGGUUAUUCUGGCGGCCAACAGGAGCAGCAGUAUCACCCGCGGCCACAGCAACAUCAACAGCAACAUGGACAGUAUGACGAAGCAGAAAAAGUCACCAAGGGGUUCCUUCCGAGGCUCAUCAACAAGCUCUUACGAAUGCUUUGUGGUUCGUAG
This is a messenger RNA of Cladophialophora carrionii CBS 160.54, 756 nucleotides long. RefSeq lists its product as uncharacterized. Lineage: Eukaryota; Fungi; Ascomycota; Eurotiomycetes; Chaetothyriales; Herpotrichiellaceae. The record is from RefSeq and is a predicted model, not a curated record. The transcript has 2 exons. Bases 1 to 756 code for a protein of 251 amino acids.